Messenger RNA from Asterias rubens (European starfish), 809 nucleotides. RefSeq lists its product as uncharacterized. Gene Ontology annotation, cellular component: extracellular region. Bases 123 to 632 code for a protein of 169 amino acids. NCBI's taxonomy places the organism in Eukaryota, Metazoa, Echinodermata, Asteroidea, Forcipulatida, Asteriidae. The record is from RefSeq and is a predicted model, not a curated record. The transcript has 3 exons. Gene Ontology annotation, molecular function: peptidase inhibitor activity.
GUUUCCAUCGUAUAUUCGUUGAUGUGCCAGCCCAUAUUUCUGCAAUCUUUGACACCGGGGUGUAGGCUAAAGUGUGUAUUUGUUUUCCAACUUCUACCAAGAAGGACUUGGUGAAUGUGAUAAUGCGUUUGUACUGGUACGCAAUUAUUGCAGCCAGUGUUCUGGUUCUGGUCCAAGGAACGCCUGGCAACGGAGCAAUGGUUCAACAUCCUGGUUUAUGUCCUGAUUGGGAUGACCCUGUGUAUGACGGCGUAUUGCAGGUAGGAAACUGUCCAAAUGACUGCCGCAAGUCAUUAAACGACUACGACUGCAAGGACACAGAGAGAUGCUGCCCAACCCCGUGUAGCGCCUACAGCUGGAUGUGCGUGCCUCCCAGUAUUAAGGUGAUGUUCAAACCGCCACCCUGGGCCAAGACCACUCCGCAACCCCGGCCCGAGACCACUCCGCAACCUCAGCCCAUCACUGAAACGACACUGCAACCCACAUUUGGAUGUCCUCCAUUCACUGACCCUGUGUUUGAAAGCAUCCUCAGCAAUCCUUUGCAUUGUCCAGAAAAGUGUCGCAUGGAGAUACGCAACUAUGUAAAGAGGUGGACGCCAAGAGAUGUUGCCCCAACCCAAGCAGCGAAGUAAGCUGGAUGUGCGUGCCUCCCGUCAGAACAGACCUUUAAGACACUGGGCACCUUUGGUAAUUGUCGAAGACCAGUCUUCUCACUUGUUCAACAGUUAGCGCUUGCCCAAUGUGUAUUUGCAAAAAGGUCUAUGAUGUCAUAUCCCUAAAACAUCGGCUUAACUCAACGACAACAACAA